Messenger RNA from Priapulus caudatus, 1218 nucleotides. RefSeq names its product cadherin-23-like. Gene Ontology annotation, cellular component: plasma membrane; catenin complex. NCBI's taxonomy places the organism in Eukaryota, Metazoa, Priapulida, Priapulimorpha, Priapulimorphida, Priapulidae. Gene Ontology annotation, molecular function: calcium ion binding; cadherin binding. The record is from RefSeq and is a predicted model, not a curated record. Gene Ontology annotation, biological process: homophilic cell-cell adhesion.
UUUGAGAACGGUACGUUUGAGCUUCGCAUCGAGGGAGACGAUGGUAUAUUCUACCUACAGCCUCGCAUCGUGCAGAACGAGGCGAACGUUCUCAUCCGAGUCGCUCGACCCUCGAAACUCGAUUACGAGAAUCUCACACAGAUCGACUUCGAUAUCGUUGCCAUAGAAACGAAGACCGCCGAACAGCACAGCAGUCGCUCGAGGGUCAGCGUCCACCUGGUGGACACCAACGACAACUUUCCGCAGUUCACGCUAGCCCACUACAACGCGUCGGUGCGCGAGGACGCCACGGAGGGCACCACCGUCGCCUGGAUCGAGGCGACGGAUGUAGAUACGGGAGAUGGAGGUGUCGUGUAUUACUACCUGCUCGGUGCUGGGCGUAGUCACUUUGAGAUCGACGAGCUGACGGGGGAGCUGAGGGUGGCUGCCGGGGCAAAGCUGGACCGGGAGACUGUCAGCACUUACUACCUCACUGUGGAGGCAAGAGAUGCGCGGGGACACGGCAAUAGGAACAGCACACAGCUGGAGGUGGCGUUGACGGAUGUGAGCGACAACCCGCCUGUGUUUGAGUCAACUCUCUAUGAAGGCUUCCUCAUUGAGAACGAUGAGGCUCCUCCAACGUUCAGACGCACCUUUGUUGUCAAGGCGACAAGUAAAGAUCAACCCCCGAUCAGCGAUAUCAGUUACUACAUCAUAACUGGUGAUGACAACGACAGCAUCGCCAUCGACCAAACGUCAGGGCGCAUCACUGCUGUCAAGUCGAUAGACUAUGAAGCCAUGGAGGAGAACAGCACCGAUCAUGACCUGAUGCGACACUUCACUCUCACCGUGCUGGCUGUCGGUAACGGGUCCCCAGCGCUCAACGCCACCGCCACAGUCAUCAUAUUCGUAGAGGAUGCGAAUGAUAACCGGCCGAUAUUCGAUCAGGAUGUCUACUGGGGAUCUGUUCAGGAAGACGCUCCCGAGGGAACCCAGGUUGUCAACGUGACUGCUAGCGACGGCGAUGGCAGUGUCUACAACAGUCGGCUACAGUACAGAAUCUUACACGGUGCUGGCGACAAGUUCAUCAUCACAGAGGACGGCUGGGUCGUCGUCGGUCCGCUAGCCAACCUCGAUCCUGACCAGUCCGUACCGAGAACUGCCAGCUACAACAGUGACUUCUCGUCGAGCAUUGUGACGCUUUUUUGUAUGGACUUAUCUAGCAGGUCUGCCUUGUAG